UUAAUUAGAUUUUACAAAAUCAUCAAAUUGAAUAAAGAAGUUAACCAAAAUGUCACGGAAUCAAUUACCAGAUUCAUCCUCAUCGCCACCCAUAAGCCAUUUACCAUAUCACAAUUUUGACGAUGAUUUAAUCAAUGAGCUGCCAUCCUGCAUAUAUGCGGGUCAACAUNAGUGGAAGCUCUUCCUAAGACAUGGUUAAAGUUGCAUAUUGAUUCACAUGGCUCAUUAAUUAUAAGUUUAGAAUAUUUUAUACAUUCAACAACAUAGUGUAAUAAUUCAUUAUUAUUUCAUUUCAGAAAACAUGCUCGAUUCUUCUACAAAUUCUAAUAAUCUGGUGUCUCUGAACUCAAAUAAUGCCACACCAAUGAUGUGCAAUAGUCCAGCGGCGACCAGUAGCGGCGGCGGAGGUGGUGGAGGCGCAAGCGGUGGCGGUGGCGGAGGCGGAGGUGGUCCAGGACCUAGCACAGCAGGAGGAGCCUCGAGUGGAAGCUAUGGUGCAGCCGCUGCAUCCAGUUACAAAAUCCAACGGCAACAAGCAAAUGUGCGGGAAAGGAAACGCAUCCAGAGGUCCGCACCAACUGGUAGUAUAAAUUCCGCAUUUGAUGAGUUAAGGGUCCAUGUGCCCACAUUUCCCUAUGAGAAGCGUCUGAGCAAAAUCGAUACCUUGCGCUUGGCCAUUGCCUACAUAUCACUACUACGUGAGGUGCUCCAAACUGAUUACGAUCCACUGACCUAUGUGGAGAAAUGUCUACGCGGUGAAAUCAAAGCCGACCGAGCCAAUUGGAAUACAAGUGAUCUAACGGCACGUCUCUCCUGGAUCAAUUGGGAGAAUCUGGGCGUCCAUCCAGGACGACGCACUCUCCUCACAUCGUUAGCAUUGUCUUCGGAGCCAAUGUGUGGUGCACAUUGCGGUAUGCCAUAAGCUUAUUGCGAUUCGUUAAAAUAAGCAAUUUGUUUUAUGCCAACAAAUGUUUGU
Molecule: messenger RNA, 976 nt
Organism: Drosophila arizonae
Lineage: Eukaryota; Metazoa; Arthropoda; Insecta; Diptera; Drosophilidae
Gene: Fer2
Product: basic helix-loop-helix domain-containing Fer2
Biological process (GO): developmental process; regulation of transcription by RNA polymerase II
Molecular function (GO): DNA-binding transcription factor activity, RNA polymerase II-specific; protein dimerization activity; RNA polymerase II transcription regulatory region sequence-specific DNA binding
Source: RefSeq, a predicted model, not a curated record